Messenger RNA from Homalodisca vitripennis (glassy-winged sharpshooter), 536 nucleotides. Its product is annotated as putative gustatory receptor 28b. The coding region runs from base 21 to 497 and encodes 158 amino acids. Gene Ontology annotation, biological process: sensory perception of taste. The transcript is spliced from 4 exons. NCBI's taxonomy places the organism in Eukaryota, Metazoa, Arthropoda, Insecta, Hemiptera, Cicadellidae. Gene Ontology annotation, cellular component: dendrite; neuronal cell body; membrane. The record is from RefSeq and is a predicted model, not a curated record.
UGGUCUCUAAGAUCGAGAAAAUGAAGUCUCUGAUGAACUCCUACUGGAUGCUGUGUGACGCCGUACACCAGGCUAAUGUCUUCUACGGUGGUCAGCUGAUGGCCGUGAUCUUUUCCUCAUUUAUCCACACCACUGAAACGUCCUACUUCUUUGUCAUGUGCGUGAUAGAGGGUAAAGUGUUCUCCUUGAUAAACGAGGGAGCUUGGACCCUGUGUUACAUCUGCUACGUGGUCGUGUUGGUAAACGCAAGCACGGAUGUCACCAACUCGGUCGAAGAGACAGGACAGAUGAUUUGCAAGUUGAUGAAUAAAGACCUGGAACAAAUCCUUAGGAAACAGCUGGAAGAAUUUCUGCUGCAGUUUCCCCAUCACAAUGCAAGAUUCUCUGCUCUUGGGUACUUUCCAAUCAACAACGAGACCUUCACUGCGAUGGCAGCAGUGGUGACCGCUUACCUGGUAAUACUGAUCCAGUUCCAGACUCAACCAACAUCUUCCUGAAGUCAAAAUAUAAAUGUGUACUGGUAGUUUGAGGUUAUA